Molecule: messenger RNA, 1551 nt
Organism: Thermochaetoides thermophila DSM 1495
Lineage: Eukaryota; Fungi; Ascomycota; Sordariomycetes; Sordariales; Chaetomiaceae
Exons: 2
Coding region: 1-1551 (516 amino acids)
Biological process (GO): transmembrane transport
Molecular function (GO): transmembrane transporter activity
Source: RefSeq, a predicted model, not a curated record
AUGAACUUUGCCCGUCUCUCGCCUACGUAUCGGCAUGGAUCCCAGCAGGAUGCUUCCGCCGUCGUCGAAACAACUGGGGAAAAGCUCUUCGAUCAGACUAUCCUGCUAUCUCUGCCAUCAUUGGCAAUGUGCCCCAAUACAUCCGGCGCUGCCAACGUCGUCCCUGCCGAGGGCAACGAGCUCUCGGAGAGCAGUAACGCCGCUCUCGAGCCCCAAGCGCUUCGUCAGAUCUCCAGCGGCUCUGUGUACAGCGUCUUCUCCAACCCAACGAAAAGAUGGAUAAUCGCCAUGGCCUCCUUUGCCGGCUUCGUAUCCCCUAUGACAGCCAACAUUUACUUUCCUGCCCUAAACUCCAUCGCCAAAGAUCUCGAUGUCUCUGUCCAUCUCAUCAACUUGACCCUAACAACCUACAUGAUAUUCCAGGCCAUUGCCCCUACGCUGGUUGGUGACUUUGGGGACAUGGCUGGAAGGAGACCGGCUUUGUUCGCUGAAAGGGGAAAGUAUAUGGGCUUUGUUGGCGCCGGCAUCAAUAUUGGGCCUGCUCUGAGUCCUGUUUUGGGCGGUAUAUUGGCUGAGUACUUGGGCUGGCGAGCUAUAUUCUGGUUUUGUCUCAUCUAUGCGGCUGUGUGGUUGAUUCCAUAUGCUUUGGCCGUGCCUGAGACGUGUCGGAAUGUCGUCGGCAAUGGUUCGAUCCCAGCCCGGGGUUGGAAUAUGACACUCAUUGAUCUCUUCCGUCGCCAUAGAGACAAGGAGUCUCAGACGAUCGAGGCUGGCGUCCCAAAACGCAAACUACGGUUUCCAAAUCCAGUUCAUUCCCUCCGGGUUGUUUUCGAAAAGGAGCUUGCAUUGCUCCUCAUGUAUAAUACCCUCAUCUACCUCGUCUUCAUACUCAUUGCUGCCACCGUAUCUACCACCUUCGCCGAUAUCUACCAUCUUAACGACCUCGAGCUCGGUCUUUGCUAUUUACCAUAUGGUUUUGGCUGCUGCGUGGCUGCUAUUGUACAGGGAUACAUCUUAGACUACAACUAUCGCAGGAUAGCCCGCAAGAUUGGUUUUACCAUUGACUACAAGCGCGGCGAUGACCUAAGCAAGUUCCCUAUUGAGAAGGCCCGCCUCAUGCCAGUCUACCCUAUUUUAUCUGCUGGCAUCAUUGCCGUUAUCUGCUACGGUUGGGUUCUACAGUUUGAAACGAAUUUGGCAGGACCUCUUGUCCUGCUUUUCGUAGUCGGCCUCUGUGUCACAGGAUCUUUUUCCAUUCUCAACACACUCGUUGUCGACCUUUACCCCGAGGCCCCAGCAACAGCUGUGGCUGCCAACAACUUGGUGCGCUGUUUGUUUGGUGCAGCGGGAACUGCCUUUAUCGAGUCCAUGCUUCAGGCGAUGGGCAGGGGCUGGACUUACACCUUUUGGGCACUUAUCUUGGUCAUCUUUUCGCCAACACUUUGGGUUUUGUCAGUAUGGGGACCCGAAUGGCGAGAAGAAAGGAGGGUUCGGAAACUCAAGGCUAAGGAGCAGGAGACCAAGGGAAAGCAAGCAGCGGAAGGGAGUUAA